CGCAGGGCCAAGAACAAGGCGACUUGGCUUUGUAAAGCGUCAAGAGCGGGAGCAUUUUUCAAUUUGAUCGAAAACCAUGAAGUGCGCUCUCUCACUCGCGUGCGUUGCCGCCGUCGCAUCGGCGUCCAACUACCACCGUGGUGUCGGCGCCGCCGCUCCAGGCGGUUGGACCCCUGCCAACGUCGAAGACGUCAAGAAGGUCUACUACAGCGUGUCCCCUACCGAGUCCUCGUACACGCCGGCCACCAUGCUCCGCCUCUGCGCGACUGAAUUCACGUCGGCCGAGAUGCAGGUCGUCAACGGUAUCAACUACAAGCUGCAUGUGCAAGCGUGCACCGUGAGCUCGGCCAAGGAGGCCACUCCCACGUGCUCGUGCCCCUCGGGUGCCAGCAAGGCAUACGCGAUCAACCUCUUCAAGGACCCGAAUGAAGUGACGAAGGUGUCGAACAUCGAGCUGGACACCCCGGCCGACGGAACGCCCACGACAACUCCCGAAACAAAGAUUGGCGGCGCGUCCGCCCCUCGCCCGGUCACCGAAGACGACAAAGCGAUCUUCACCCGUGCGACGUCCGACGAGGCCAACUACGCGAGCAGUCAACUCGCGCGCGUGUGUGCGUCAGAGUUCAUUUCUGUCUCGACGCAAGUGGUUGCAGGAAUGAACUACAUUUUCACAGUCAAGGGGUGCGCCUUGGAGAAAGCGCCGCUCGCGACCGCCGACUGCAAGACGACGUGUGCGUCCAAGCAAGCGGCGACGUUCCAAAUCAAGGUCUUUGCCGGCUUGGACAACACAGUCAAAGUGUCGGGGGUCUCUUCUGCUGCGGGCUCGCCUGAACUUCCGUCCAACUCUGCUAGCGGGGUCGAGGUCGCGAACUCUACCGCGACCACCCCCGCCACCCCUACCCCUACCGCCACCACCGUCGUUAUGAAUUCCGCUGCGACUGGACUUAGCCUCGGCUUCACGGUGGCGUGCUUGGUCACUGCGGCUGCUGCCGUUCUCUAAGUUCUAUCAUUUUCUACGAUUCGCGUCGAUCUCUCGUUGCCAGCCGCCUUCUCCUUCGCCGUCACGGCCGCCGAUGCGCAUCUUUGCAUCAAGCUCUCGUCCCACACGAAACUCAGAAACUCGACUCAGAUGUGAUUUUUUUAAAUGUGGAUACUGUAUACUAAGUUCAAAU
Molecule: messenger RNA, 1172 nt
Organism: Aphanomyces invadans
Lineage: Eukaryota; Oomycota; Saprolegniomycetes; Saprolegniales; Verrucalvaceae
Exons: 1
Coding region: 77-1000 (307 amino acids)
Molecular function (GO): cysteine-type endopeptidase inhibitor activity
Source: RefSeq, a predicted model, not a curated record